AUGGGGGGUGAGAGAAAAUUUGGCUUUUCCCGCUCAGCGCGAAAGACGGUGGCCGGGACGCCCACGAUCGCAUUCGUGGCGUCGGGGGAACUGAGCACGGUGGGCGCGCCCGCAGACAAGGACAAGGAGGACGAGCGCGACGAGGAGGCGGACGCCGAGCCGGAGGUGCAGCCCGUGGGCCAGGACUACAUCGAGGAGAUCCGCGGCGACGACGGCAAGGCGCUCAGCUUCAACUGCAAGCUCUGCGACUGCAAGUUCAACGACCCCAACGCCAAGGAGAUGCACAUGAAGGGCCGCCGCCACCGGCUGCAGUACAAGAAGAAGGUGCAGCCCGACCUGGAGGUGAAGGUGAAGCCGUCCACGCACCAGCGCAAGCUGGCCGAGGCCAAGGCGCAGAGGCUGCUCGUCCGCGACGAGCUCUGGGCCAGGCGGCGCAUGCACGACGGCAUGGAGGACGAGGAACGUGCCUAUUGGGAGGGCGGUGCGGAGGGCUGGUGGCCACGUGGUCCGCUGCCGCCACACCUGCACCACCACCACCAUGGCAUGGGCGUGCCGUACGGCGCGAUGGCGCGCCGCAGCGAGACGGCCGACGACCGGCACGUGCUGGCGCGCCACGCCGAGAUCUACCCCGCGGAGCAGGAGCUGGCCGACAUCCAGCGCGUGGUCUCGCACACGGAGCGCGCGCUCAAGUCGCUCUCCGACGCCCUGGCCGACCUGCCCAGGGCCAAGGGGCCGAAGGAGGACAAGCCGGAGGCCAAGGAGGACGGCCGCGACAACCAGCUGUUCUCGUUCGUGGGCGAGGGCGAGGCGGCGGCGGGGGCGGCGGGGGCGGGGGCGGGGGCGGGGGCGGGCGGCGGCGAGGGCGCGGCCGCGGCGCGCGCGCUCAAGGGCGUGAUGCGCGUGGGGCUGCUGGCCAAGGGGCUGCUGCUGCGCGGCGACCGCGACGUGCGGCUCGUCGUGCUCUGCCACGACCGCCCCACCGUCACGCUGCUCAAGCGCGUCGCCGCAGACCUGCCGCUGCACCUGGCGCGCCUCAAGGGCCCCGGCGACGAGAGCAAGUACAAGGUGGAGCUGCAGCCGGCCGAGGGCGCCGUGCAGGUGUCGGACGGCAACGUGAACGUGCUCGUCAGCCUCACGUCGGCCGUCAUGCGCGAGCCCGCAGAGGGUGGCGACAUAAAGCGAGACGACAAGGAUGUGCUACCGCGGCAGAAGUGUUUGGACGCGUUGGCCGCCCUUCGGCACGCCAAGUGGUUCCAGGCGCGGGCGGCCAGUCUGCAGUCGUGCGUCAUCAUCAUCCGCGUCAUGCGCGACCUCUGCCGCCGCAUACCCAACUGGACGCCGCUCAAUCCAUACGCGAUGGAGCUUCUGGUGUCCGGGGUGAUGCAGUCGGCGGGCGCGGCGCUCUCGCCCGGGGAGGCGCUGCGGCGCGUCAUGGAGGCGGUGGCGGGCGGCCUGCUGCUGGAGCAGGGCCCCGGCCUGAGGGACCCCUGCGAGAAGGAGCUCGUAGACGCCCUGGGUAACCUGCCCCCACAAAAACGAGAGGAUUUGACAGCAUCUGCCCAACAAUUCCUAAGACAAAUUGCAUUCAGGCAAAUACACAAGGUGCUGGACAUGGAGCUGCUGCCGAAGCUGAAGCACGCGGGCGGCGGAUGGAAGUUCCCGCGCAAGCGCAGGCGCUCCAACACCGACACGGAGCCCGACCAGCCCAACGGUGAGGGUAAAGUGGUAAAGACCGAGGAGAAGAUGGACGCAACUGAUGCAACAGUGGCAAAUGUGAAGAAG
Messenger RNA from Iphiclides podalirius (scarce swallowtail), 1782 nucleotides. Lineage: Eukaryota; Metazoa; Arthropoda; Insecta; Lepidoptera; Papilionidae. The record is from the annotation of a GenBank genome assembly.